Plasmodium falciparum 3D7 is the source of this 6459-nucleotide messenger RNA. Its product is annotated as erythrocyte membrane protein 1, PfEMP1. The record is from RefSeq and is a predicted model, not a curated record. The coding region runs from base 1 to 6459 and encodes 2152 amino acids. NCBI's taxonomy places the organism in Eukaryota, Apicomplexa, Aconoidasida, Haemosporida, Plasmodiidae. The transcript is spliced from 2 exons. Gene Ontology annotation, molecular function: host cell surface receptor binding. Gene Ontology annotation, cellular component: membrane.
AUGGUGCCGCCAGGAGGUCGUCAGGGUGGGAGUGGUGAGGAUGGUAUUGAUGAUAAAGAUGCCAAACAUUUAUUGGAUAGCAUAGGGAAAAUAGUGCAUGAGCAAGUGAAAAAUGAUGCUAAAACAUAUAAAGGUGAAUUGGAAGGAAAGUUGUCACUAGCAACUACUAUUGGGGAAUUAAAUUACACCAAAGAUCCAUGCAUAUUUGAUUAUAGUAAACUUAUUAAUGGUAGUGGUAGUGGUGGUGUUACUGCUCGCGAUGAUCCGUGCGGAAAUGGAAGUGGAAAAGGAGAAGAUGUAAGCCGUUUUUCCGAUAAAGAAGGAGCACAAUGUGCUAAUAGUAAAAUACAUGGUAAUAGUAAAGGUAGUAAUGGUGGAGCCUGUGCUCCACUCAGACGAUUACAUUUAUGUAACAAAAAUAUGGAAAAAAUAGCAACGUCGACGGCUAAGCAUGAUUUAUUGGUAGAUGUGUGUAUGGCAGCAAAUUACGAGGCACAGUCAUUAAUACGUGAUCAUCCACAACAUAAAAGAACUAAUCCUGAUUCUAAAAUAUGUACUGAGUUGGCACGAAGUUUUGCAGAUAUAGGUGAUAUCGUUAGAGGAAGAGAUCUAUAUAGAGGUAAUAAGAAAGAAAACAAACAAAGAGAAAAAUUAGAAGAAAAUUUGAGAAAAAUUUUCGAGAAUAUAUAUGAAGGAUUGUCGAACAAUGGUGUAAAAGCUCGCUACGAAGGUGAUAAAGAAAAUUUUUAUCAAUUACGAGAAGAUUGGUGGGCUCUUAAUAGAGACCAAGUAUGGAAAGCAUUAACAUGUAGCGACGACCUAAAAGAUGCUUCAUAUUUUCGACCAACGUGCAGUGAUCGUAAAGGAAGUUGUUCUCAAGCUAAGGAUAACUGCCGGUGUGACGGCUCAAAUACCGACCAGGUCCCCACAUAUUUUGACUAUGUGCCACAGUUUCUUCGCUGGUUCGAGGAAUGGGCAGAAGACUUUUGUAGAAAAAAAAAAAAAAAACUAGAAAAGUUGGAACAACAAUGUCGUGGUGUCUACGAGGGUAAGGAACGAUAUUGUAGCCGUAAUGGAUUUGAUUGUGAAAAAACAGUUAACGCACGAGGUAAAGUACGUAUGGGUAAGGGUUGCACUGACUGUUUUUUUGCAUGUAAUCCUUACAUUGAUUGGAUAGAAAAACAAAAAGAACAAUUUGACAAACAAAAACAAAAAUAUGAUGAAGAAAUAAAAAAAUAUACAAAGGUAGCAUCAAGUAGUAGUGGUGGUAGGGCAAAACGAGCUGCACGUGGUGGUAGUAAUGUUAAUGGGUAUGAAAAAAUUUUUUAUAAGAAACUGAAAGAUAGUGGCUAUGAAUCCGUUGGUGAAUUUUUGGAUUUAUUAAGUAAAGAAGAAGUAUGCAAAAAUUUUAAAGAAAAAGAAGAAGGAAAAAUUGAUUUCAAAACCGUUAAAAGUAGUAGUGCUAAAAAUAGUGAUGAUAGUAAUAAAACAUUUUGUCGUACAAAAUAUUGCCAACCCUGUCCUCUAUGUGGAAUGAAAAAGAAUAAUAAUGGUGAAUGGGAACACAAAAAAAAGGGUAAAUGCACGAGUGGAAACCUUUAUAGGCCUAUAGAUGGCGCAAUACAUACUGAUAUUAAUUUCCUGUAUAGUGGUGAUCGACAUGAUGAUAUUGAAAAAAAAUUAAAUAGGUUUUGCGAUGAAACAAAUGGUGAUACAAUAAAUAGUGUUGCUGGUGUUAGUGGUACCGGUGUUGUUGCUGGUAGUAAUAGUCGUAGUAAGGAACUGUAUCAAGAAUGGAAAUGUUAUAAAGGUAAAGAUGUAGAGAAAGUUAAAGAUGGUAAGGAUGAAGAUGACGAAGACUAUGAAGACGAUUAUCACAAAGAGGUAGAAAAUGCAGGCGGAUUAUGUAUAUUGGAAAAUAACGACGGCAAAGAAAAAGUGAACAAACAAAAGACAUACAAUGAUUUUUUUUACUAUUGGGUUGCACAUAUGUUGAAAGAUUCCAUACAUUGGAAAAAAAAACUUGAGAAAUGUUUAAAAAAUGGUACGAAAACAAGAUGUAAAAACAAUAAAUGUAAUAGAGAAUGUGGUUGUUUUCAAAAAUGGGUUGAACAAAAAAAAAAAAAAGAAUGGGGGAAAAUAAUAGAGCAUUUUUACAAGCAAGAAGGUAUUCCACCAGGAACGCAUGAUAUAACUCUUGAAGGUGUUUUGAAGAAAGAGGUACUUUUGACAAGUCUUCAAGAGGGUUAUGGGAAUGCAGAGGACAUAGAACACAUUAAGCAACUGUUGGAAGAGGAAGAAAAUGAAGAAAAUGAAGGAACACCUGGUGCCGACAAUAAAAAUAAGAAUACAAUUGAUAAAUUGCUCGACCACGAAGAAGGAAUUGCCAAAGAAUGCCAACAAAAACAGAAUGAAUGCCCCAAAAAACCACCAAAAAAAACACCCGGAGGUCCCGAUCGCGCCCUAAAACCAGAGGAAGUCGACGCCUCCUCAGAAGACCACUACGACGAAGAAGGCGGCGAAGACGAAGAAGAAGAGGAGGACAAGGAGGAGGAAGGUGAAGAUGGUGAAGACGUCCAGGACGACGUAGCCGAGGAGGACACGGCAAAGGAGGAGGGGUCGUCAACCACAGAGACACAACUACCAGACGCUUGCAAUAUAGUAAAAACACUAUUUGAGAGCACCAAAAAUUUUGAAGAUGCCUGUCGCCAAAAAUAUGGCCCAAAGGCACCCACAAGUUGGAAAUGUGUUCCUACCACUGGUGAUAAGGACGGUGCCACUGGCAAAAGUGAUGGUAGUAUUUGUGUGCCACCCAGGAGACGACGAUUAUAUGUGGGAAAACUACACGAUUGGGCGAGUGGUAACACACAGGAGGAUGGUAAGGCACAACCACAAGGUGACACACCGUCACAACCUGACCCCCUACUCAAAGCAUUUGUUGAGUCAGCUGCGGUAGAAACCUUCUUCCUAUGGGAUAGGUACAAGAAAUUAAACACGAAGAGACAAGGUGUUGGAGCGGGAGCACCACAACUACAGGAAGAGGAUGACAACGACGAAGAAGAAGAAAACCCCCAACAGGAAUUAGAAGAUGGAACAAUUCCUGAUGAUUUUUUGCGUCAAAUGUUUUAUACGUUUGGAGAUUAUAGAGAUAUAUUUUUUGGGAACAAUAUAGGUAGUGGUAACGACGUGGAGAAAGUAAAACCUAAUAUAGAUAAGGUUUUCGAAAAUAGUGAAAAACCUACUAGUGGUGGUCAUAAUAGUGAACAACAACGUGAAACUUGGUGGGAAGAAUAUGGACCACAUAUAUGGGAUGGAAUGAUAUGUGCCUUAAGUUAUAAUACCAAGGACAAAGAGAUUAUAAAAUUAGCGCAUCAUAACCUUACGUCCAAGGAAAUCUACAAGUACAACAACGUCACAUUUAUUGGUGGAUUCAAUAGUGAUAAAAACUCCAAAACCGAAACAAGUGCUACGAAAUUAGAAGAAUUUUCACGUAGACCCACAUUUUUUCGUUGGUUAGAAGAAUGGGGAGAAGAUUUUUGUAGAAAAAGAAACGAUAAGUUAAAAAACGUUAAAAAAGAAUGUCGUGGAAAAUAUCCUAAUGGUGAUAAACAAUAUUGUAGUGGUGAUGGUCAUGAUUGUGAAAAAACAUAUCUUAAGCAUAAUGAUAUGUUUGCAGAUUUAAAUUGUCGUCGUUGUGGAGAACAAUGUAGAAAUUAUAAACAAUGGAUAGAAAAAAAAUUAGAAGAAUUUCAUAAACAAAAAAGUAUAUAUGAAAAGGAAAUUCCAAAAUUAAAAGAUAAUUAUAAUAAUCAUCAUUAUAAAAAUUUUUAUGAACAAAUAAUAGAAAAAAACGGUUAUUCGUCUUUUAAAAAGUUUUUGGAAUCAUUCAAUCAAAGAAAAGUAUGUCAAGGUAAUAGUGAUCAAACAAAUAAUACAGAUUUUAAUGAACCCCUAAAAACCUUUUCUCUUUCAACGUAUUGUAAAACAUGUCCUUUGAAUGGACUUAAUUGUGGAUCGAAGGAGUGUAACGAAGUUAAGGGAAAAGGAGCUACGUGGGAAAGUGUUUUAAAUGGAAAAAGCAAAGAUUAUCGAAGAACUACUGGUAUUAAUGUCGAAAUGAUUAAUCGUAGAGGGAAGUAUAUUGAGAAACAUACACAAGAUUCAUUAUUUAAAGAAUCAAGUCUUUUAAAAAGUGUCAGAGAUCAAAAAUGGGAAUGUACCUUUAUUAAUGAUAAGAUGGAUAUAUGUAAACUAAAUAAUUAUAAUGAAAGCAUAGAUAUGAAUAAAUACACUACAUUUAAAGUAUUCCUAGAGAAUUGGUUACAAGAUUUCUUAGAAGGUUAUUAUAUAUCAAAAAGGAAAAUUGAAAUAUGUACAGAAAACGGAGAAAAUAAAUGUAUUAAAGGAUGUAAAGGUAAAUGUGAAUGUGUAAAAGAAUGGUUAAAUAAAAAAUCUACAGAAUGGAAACAAAUAAAAGAACGUUAUAAAGUACAUCAUGAUUCUAAAGGAUAUGAUAUAGCUCAUAAGGUUAGAAGUUAUUUUGAGAAAAAUGAAAGUGAUGUAAACAAAUCCAUAGAUAAUUAUGAAGUUUUAAAAAAAAAAGAUGAAUAUGAGGAUUGUAUUGAUAGUGAUACAUGUGGACCCAAGAAUAAUUGGAAAAAAAAAGAUAUGGUAUCUAUUUUACUUUCUGAACUACAACAUAACAUGAAUAAAUGUAAAACCCUACACGACCCUAGUGGCAAACCAGAAGCACAGUGUGUUGAACCCACCAACCCCCUUGAUGAUGAAAACCCUGACCCAGAAGAUGACACAUCUACCACAUCUUCGCGUCCGAAAUUUUGUCCGGAGAUACCACAACCGGAACCGGAACCAGAACCGUUUCCAGAAGAGGAUACAGAACAAGAAGAAAAAGAGGAAAAACUUCCAGCUGCACCUGAUAAUAGCGAACAAGAAGAAACAUCAAAAGAAGUGGUUCCUGAGAAAAAAAUGCCAACUCCUCCACCCAAAAAACCAGAACAAGGACCAAAACAAAGAAAAAAACAAAAACGACAACUACCCACACAUACCUCCAUAUUACCUGAAAUGUUAUCGAUCUCUUCCUUCCCGUUGACGGUGGGCGUGGCGUUCGCGGCGUUGAGUUACUUUCUACUAAAGAAAAAAUCCAAAUCUACUAUUGAUCUCUUGCGUGUUAUUGAUAUACCCAAAGGAGAGUAUGGAAUACCUACAUCGAAAUCAAAAAAUAGGUACAUACCGUAUGCCAGUGAUCGAUAUAAAGGAAAAACAUACAUUUAUAUGGAGGGGGAUGAAUCGGAUGACUACACAUAUAUUGGAGAUAUAUCGUCAUCUGAUAUUACUUCUUCUGAAAGCGAGUAUGAAGAUAUUGAUAUAAAUAAUAUAUAUCCAUAUAAAUCACCCAAAUACAAAACUUUGAUUGACGUGGUACUAGAACCAUCAAAAAGAGAUACAUUUAAUACACAAAGUGAUAUACCAAGUGACACAUCUACCAAUAAAUUUACAGAUAAUGAAUGGAAUCAAUUGAAACAGGAUUUUAUCUCAAAUAUUUUACAAAGUACACAAAUGGAUUUACCUAAUGAAAAUAUCAUUGAUGAUUUUAUGGAUAAGGGUAUACAACCUAAUAAUCCUGUUUUAGACGUUAAUAUGGCAGAAAAACCUUUUAUUACAUCUAUUCAUGAUAGAGAUUUACAUAAUGGUGAAGAGGUUACUUAUAAUAUUAAUUUUGAUGUUUCCAAAAAUAUUAAUGAGAUUACUAAUACUACGGAUGAUUCAAAAUAUGUUUCAAACAAUAUAUAUAGUGGAAUUGAUUUAAUUAAUGAUUCAUUAAACAGCGAUCAACAUGUUGAUAUUUAUGAUGAAUUGUUGAAACGAAAAGAAAACGAAAUAUUUGGAACAAAUCAUACAAAACAUACAACAACAAAUAGUAUUGCAAAACAAACACAUACUGAUCCUAUACUCAACCAACUAGAUUUGUUCCAUAAAUGGUUAGAUAGACAUAGAAAUAUGUGCGAACAGUGGAAUAAAAAUAAAAAAGAAGAAUUGUUAGAUAAAUUGAAAGAAGAAUGGAAUAAAAAAAAUAACAAUAAUAGUGAUCUCACACACACUAGUAGUAACAUACCAAGUGGUGAAAAUAGUAUUAAGAAUGUGUUGAAUACUGAUGUUUCUAUACAAAUAGAUAUGGAUGAUCCUAAACCUAUAAACGAAUUUACAUAUAUGGAUAAUAUAAUUGAUAAUUUGGAAAAAAAUAGUGAACCCUACUAUGAUAUUGAUGAAGAUGAUAUAAUCUAUUUUGAUAUAGAUGAUGAAAAAACACCUAUGUAUCAUAAUAAUAUGGAUAAUAAUAAAUCUAAUGUACCUACUAAAGUACAAAUUGAAAUGAAUGUCAUUAAUAAGCAGGAGUUAUUCCAAGAGGAAUUCCCUAUAUCGGAUAUAUGGAAUAUAUAA